AUGAGGCUCUGCUUCGAGAUUAUGGCUAGGUACAACUUGCGUCUCAACCCCAAGAAAUGCGUCUUUGCUGUAAAGACCGGUAAGUUUCUGGGGUUCAUGGUGACCAAGCGUGGAAUUGAGCCUAAUCCGGAGAAGAUCAAGGCCAUAACUGAAAUGAGGUCGCCCAGUUCGCUGAAGGACGUACAACGACUUACCGGGCGGUUGGCAGCCUUGAGUCGUUUUCUCUCCCGGUCUGCUGAGAGGGCUCUGCCUUUCUUCAAGGUUCUGAAGAAGGCUAAUACAUUCGAGUGGGACCGGGAGUGCGAGAAGCCUUCCAGCAGCUGAAGGAGUACUUAGUGUCAGAUAUUGUUUUGUCAAAAUCCAAACCGGGUGAGAUUUUGUACUUGUAUCUGGGGAUUUCCCAAAACGCU
Cuscuta campestris is the source of this 410-nucleotide messenger RNA. NCBI's taxonomy places the organism in Eukaryota, Viridiplantae, Streptophyta, Magnoliopsida, Solanales, Convolvulaceae. The record is from the annotation of a GenBank genome assembly.